Trichoderma virens Gv29-8 is the source of this 1578-nucleotide messenger RNA. RefSeq lists its product as uncharacterized. Gene Ontology annotation, molecular function: amino acid transmembrane transporter activity. Gene Ontology annotation, biological process: amino acid transmembrane transport. Gene Ontology annotation, cellular component: membrane. The transcript is spliced from 8 exons. The record is from RefSeq and is a predicted model, not a curated record. Lineage: Eukaryota; Fungi; Ascomycota; Sordariomycetes; Hypocreales; Hypocreaceae. Bases 1 to 1578 code for a protein of 525 amino acids.
AUGGCACUCGAGAAGGACUUGGAGCGCAGUGUCGAAGUCGACACGCCUCCCAAUGGAGAAGUUUCCUGCAUUACCUAUGAGGCCGAUGGCCUUAGGCGGGACCUCAGUUCUCGCCACAUCAAUAUGAUUGCUAUUGCAGGAAUGAUUGGUACUGGCCUUUUCUUAGGCUCAGGGCAAGCAAUUGCAAUUGCAGGCCCAGCUGGGGCACUCUUGGCAUAUAUUGUAAUGGGAUUUGUCACUGCCGGGGUCUCAUAUACCACGGGAGAGAUUACCGCAUUCAUGCCCGGAACUGGUGGAUUCAUCCGACACGCAACCAAGUUCGUGGAACCAGCACUUGGCGCAGCCACAGGUUGGAAUUUCUGGUAUACCAUGGCCAUUACUGUACCUGCAGAGAUCAGCGCCGCUGCUACAGUAAUUCAGUUUUGGAAUUCGUCGGUAAACCCCGGUGUUUGGAUCACCGUCUUCUUAGUUUUUAUCGUCACGCUGAACCUUUGCGGUGUCCGUCUAUAUGGCGAGUCCGAAGUUAUUUUCGCAUCCUUGAAGAUCAUGCUCAUUCUUGGCCUCAUCAUUGGUGGCUUGGUCAUCGAUCUAGGAGGAGCACCCAAUCAUGACCGCUUAGGAUUCCGCUAUUGGAAACACCCAGGAGCGUUCAACGAGUAUAUAAAAACCGGAGCGGCAGGACACUUCCUAGCUUUUUGGAAAGUUAUGCUUACGGCAGCGUUUAGUUACGGCAAUAUUCAAGUGGUGGCCAUCUCUGGGUCGGAAACCCGUGCACCGAGGAAAAUCAUCCCAGCAGCGACAAAAAAGACAUUUUAUAGAGUCUUGUUAUUCUACGUCCUUAGCAUCUUCAUCGUUGGCCUCAUUGUUCCAUACAAUGACCCAUCUCUUGCCAUUUCUACGGGCACUGCUCAGCAAUCUCCCUUUGUUAUCGCAUUCCAGCGAUCCGGUGUAAAGGUUGUUCCAUCUAUUAUCAAUGCGGUUGUCUGUACAUCUGCCAUUAGCAGUGGUUCAGCUUGCAUCUUUAUCGCCUCGCGGACUCUUUAUGGCCUGAGUUGUGAUGGGCAUGCACCCCGAAUCUUUCAACGGUGCAAUCGGUUUGGAACACCAUAUUACGCCAUUGGGUUGACUUGUCUUUUGCUGCCGCUUGUUUACCUGAACGUUGCCAAUAACACGUCGGUGGUAUUCGGUUGGUUCGUCAAUAUUACGACCGUCUCAGGCCUGAUCGGCUGGGUAGUCAUCGAGGUUACAUAUCUACGAUUCUAUGCUGGCCUAAAAAAGCAAGGCUAUUCAAGAGAUUCGCUCCCAUACAAAAGCCCGCUGCAGCCAUAUGUCUCGUGGGCAACUGUGUUUGUGGUGAGCCUAGUCAUUCUCUUUUCAGGCUUCGAUGUAUUCGUCAAGGGGAAAUUUACAGCUGCCGGGUUUUUAACUUGUUAUCUUAACAUUGCAAUCUUCAUUGUUCUAUAUGCUUUCUUCAAGAUAUUCUUCAAGUCAAAAGUUAUCCCCACCUCGGAAAUUGACUUUGAGACCGAGUUCUCGUCAAUACGGCGAGAAAAAGAUGCUGAGGAGGCUACCCAGUAG